UCCCCCAUCUACACCCAAAACCCCUUCUCUCGCUAAAAAAAAAGUUCCCUACCCCCUUUGAUUCUCUCAUUAAAAAAAAGUAAUGGCUGUUGAGAAUGUUUUGCCGGUGACCAGACCGCUGUCGUCGUCGACGGAAAAACUCCUGAAGCACCACACGGAGAAGCACUUCAUGGCGGGCGACGUCGUGAGGGACGUCAUCAUCGGCGUCUCCGAUGGGCUAACCGUGCCCUUUGCUCUCGCCGCUGGGCUUUCGGGGGCUAACGCUGCUUCGUCGCUAAUUCUCACCGCUGGCCUCGCUGAGGGCGGGGCUAUUUCGAUGGGACUCGAUGGGUAUCUAGCAGCCAAGAGUGAAGCUGACCACUACAUGCGAGAACUCAAGAGGGAGCAGGAGGAGAUCAUCCAUGUACCUGAAACUGAGGCUGCUGAGAUCGGGGAGAUCAUGUCAGAAUACGGUUUAGAGCCGCAUGAGUACGGUCCCCUUGUUGAUGCUCUCCGCAAGAACCCUCAAGCAUGGCUCGAUUUCAUGAUGAAGUUCGAACUUGGGUUAGAGAAGCCGGAUCCAAAGAGGGCACUAGAGAGCGCGUUAACAAUCGCACUUGCGUACAUUAUGGGCGGCCUUAUCCCUCUCUUGCCCUACAUGUUCAUCCCGAUAGCUCAGAGGGCGAUGCUGAUGUCAGUUGCAGUCACGCUGGUGGCACUCCUUUUCUUCGGCUAUGUCAAGGGUCAUUUCACGGGCAAUCGCCCUUUUGUGAGUGCCAUUCAGACUGCAUUCAUCGGCGCUCUUGCUUCUGCUGCGGCGUAUGCUAUAGCAAAAGUUGUGCAAGCUGUUUAAGUAUGGACUUUGUGUAAUAAUGUGCGAUUGAUUUAGGGUUUCUAUUUAGUUAUGUUUGUUAUGGUUUCUUUUAUGUUCAAGAUGUUUGAUAAUUAUUAAAGACAUUGGUAAUUUUGUGAUUGAUCA
This is a messenger RNA of Asparagus officinalis (garden asparagus), 958 nucleotides long. RefSeq names its product vacuolar iron transporter 1.1. Lineage: Eukaryota; Viridiplantae; Streptophyta; Magnoliopsida; Asparagales; Asparagaceae. Gene Ontology annotation, molecular function: iron ion transmembrane transporter activity; manganese ion transmembrane transporter activity. Gene Ontology annotation, cellular component: vacuolar membrane. Gene Ontology annotation, biological process: intracellular manganese ion homeostasis. The record is from RefSeq and is a predicted model, not a curated record.